Molecule: messenger RNA, 2060 nt
Organism: Thalassophryne amazonica
Lineage: Eukaryota; Metazoa; Chordata; Actinopteri; Batrachoidiformes; Batrachoididae
Product: nicotinamide/nicotinic acid mononucleotide adenylyltransferase 1-like
Exons: 9
Coding region: 341-1597 (418 amino acids)
Biological process (GO): NAD+ biosynthetic process
Molecular function (GO): nicotinamide-nucleotide adenylyltransferase activity; nicotinate-nucleotide adenylyltransferase activity; lipid binding
Source: RefSeq, a predicted model, not a curated record
GGAGAAAUGUGGCAGGGGUCAGGUUUGAACCAGUAACCUUCCACAUUUAAACCAAGUGCACUGACCACUUGGCCACCACCCCUGCCAAGGCAUUAUUUUGUUUAUUUUUAUUUCAGUUAGGUAAUUGAUUGCACUUAAAGACUAUAAAUUUUAAAGCUUUUGAUUUGAUUUUAUAAAAUAAUGUAUAAAAGUUGAGUGAGUGCUUUUUGUAGGAACUGGAGAAUCGGUACAUUCCGUUGGGGGUGUUUGAAUAAAAAAACUUGACUGGUGACUCUAAAAUUGAUGCUUCUUGUCUCUUGAACAUGUGACGUUUUUGUCAUAGAUUAAACCCACCUCCAGUAUGAAGAAGAGAGCAGUGGUCCUGCUGGCCUGUGGGUCCUUCAACCCCAUCACCAACAUGCACCUGAGGAUGUUCGAACUGGCUCGAGAUCAUUUAGAAGAUACCGGCCUUUACAGGAUAGUGAAAGGUGUCAUCUCUCCAGUCAACGAUGCCUACAAGAAGAAGGGUUUGAUUGAAGCCUCCCACCGUGUGGAGAUGGCCAGACUGGCCACAGAGAACUCCGAAUGGAUCACAGUGGAUCCCUGGGAGAGUUUACAGUUUGAGUGGAUGGAGACUGCUGCAGUGAUGAGAUAUCACUCUAAGUCACUUUCAGGGGACCAGGAUGAUGUGGACAAAGAAGACACUGUCCAUUAUGCAAAAAAGAGACGCACUGAGGAGAAUACUUCGUGGAGUUCAUCACAACAUGAAAGAAUGGAUGAUCCUCAGCUGAUGUUGCUGUGCGGUGCUGAUGUCUUGGAAUCCUUUGCCGUCCCUAAUCUGUGGAAGGAGGAGGACAUCGCUGAGAUCGUGGGCCACUACGGUAUGGUCUGUAUCACCCGCAGUGGCAGCGAUCCCAGCAAGAUCAUCAACCAGUCAGACAUUCUGUGGAGGCACCGCAAGAACAUCCACGUGGUUCGCGAAUGGGUGACAAAUGACAUUUCAGCUACACACGUGCGGCAAGCGCUCCGUAGAGGUCAGAGUGUCAGGUACCUGCUGCCGGAUGCAGUGGUUGACUACGUUCGAGAGCGUGGCCUCUACACUGCCGAGAGUGAGCAGAAAAAUGUAGGGGUUGUGUUGGCACCCUUUAAGAGAUGCACUGACGCUUCUUCAAGCUGUGUGUCAGAAUUUUCAGAAAAAUUUACGAAAAUGCCAGCCAGCCUCUGUGGUGCUUGGGACAUGGUCAGUAAUGUCAACUUCGAAGGCUACAUGAUUGCACUCGGUAUCAGCCCGUGCAUAAGAAAGAUUGCACUAAAGCUGAAGCAUAAGAAGGUGAUUGAGCAGCAGGGCAAUAACUUCGUCAUAAAAACCACCAGCACCUUCAGGAGCUACACCUUAGGCUUCAAAGUGGGUCAGGAGUUUGAAGAGUUCACUCAAGGUCUGGACAACAGACAUAUGAAGUCACUGGUGACAUGGGAGGGGAAUAAACUUGUGUGUGAACAGAUCGGCGAAAAGAAGAACCGCGGCUGGACUCACUGGAUUGAAGACAACAAACUGCACCUGGAGCUGUACUGUGAAGGAGAAGUGUGCAAACAGGUUUUCAAGAAGAAUGUGAGUUAGUGGCGACGAGUGAAGUUCUGAUGUUUGCAGAAGAAAAGUUACUCUGUGAUGAAACUGAAGAACAAAAUCACACUGUAAUGGGACUUCAGUGGUGGAAGAAAAACAUCUUUCCUCUCAGGAUGUGGACUUCUACCACUAGAUGGCAUCACUGGUUUAUCCAGUUCUACACUGGACUGUAGUUUGGUGCUGCUUGUGCUCAGGAAAAAAAGACAGUUCUGUUUCUGCUACAUUCAUCAGGCUGAACAGUAAAACUGGUCUCCGCAGGCUGGUUGUUUCCUACGAACUGGACUUUUUUUCUUUGUUUGUGUGGUCCACUAUACAGUGGAUCAUGUCGUGUAAAAAUAACAACACGAAAGUCAUUAAUUUUUGCAGACAUGUAUUUUCAAUCCAUACUGUCCAACAGAAAGCAAGGUGUAUGUUUGAAACAUGAAGUUUUUGUAUAAUAAAAUGCAUUUUUUUUACA